Molecule: messenger RNA, 2289 nt
Organism: Cololabis saira (Pacific saury)
Lineage: Eukaryota; Metazoa; Chordata; Actinopteri; Beloniformes; Belonidae
Gene: tbx6
Product: T-box transcription factor 6
Exons: 8
Coding region: 1-2289 (762 amino acids)
Biological process (GO): positive regulation of DNA-templated transcription; heart looping; cell fate specification
Cellular component (GO): nucleus
Molecular function (GO): RNA polymerase II cis-regulatory region sequence-specific DNA binding; DNA-binding transcription factor activity, RNA polymerase II-specific
Source: RefSeq, a predicted model, not a curated record
AUGCUGAGUGUGGACAUACACCCCGGUUUGGCUCUGGGUCCUCAAAGGAUCAGAGACUGCUUUUACAGAGAGAGGGAGGCUCCUGCUCCCAUCCCGCUGUUCCCUUCUACCUGUGACAUGGCCCCGAGGAUGCUGGGCCCUCCUCCGGUCUGCAGCGAACCGGCCUCCAAACCCCACAAAGGAGAGGUGAAGAUGGAUCUGGAGAACUCUUCCUUAUGGAAACAGUUCAGCUCGGUGGGCACGGAGAUGAUCAUCACAAAGAAGGGCAGACGGAUGUUUCCUGGGCUGAGAUUGAAGCUCUCUGGUUUAAACCCAACGCUACGAUACAUCCUCCUCCUUGACAUGGUUCCCGUGGACAACUCCCGCUACCGUUUCCAAGGCGGUGGCUGGCAGGCUGUUGGUGCGGCAGAGGCGAGGCUUCCUGACCGGGUGUUCAUCCACCCAGACUCACCGGCCACGGGUGCACACUGGCAGAGCCGAACCAUCUCCUUCCAUCACGCCAAGCUCACCAACAACACACUGGACAGUCAGGGACAUAUCAUCUUGCACUCGCUGCAUCGCUACCAGCCCCGAGUUCAUGUGAUUGAAGCCAGAGAUGUGCUGAGGUGGAGUGGAGGACAGCACACCUUCGUCUUCCCCGAGACCCAGUUCAUAACAGUCACUGCCUACCAGAACAACAAGAUCACAGACCUGAAGAUCAACUCCAACCCUUUUGCUAAAGGCUUCAGAGAGGAUGGCAUGAACAGCAAAAGACAGAGAGAUGCCAGACAGAAGCGUAAAAUAGCAGUUGUUUCAGAAACCUUGGAUAUUGUCAACUGUGAUCCAUGUGACUCUACGGAGCUGCUCCAGCAUCCCAGCAGCACCGGCGCAGACAUGCAGGCCCUGGCUCUGGCCUCCCUGCCUCCACUGCCUGACUGUGGGUUCAGUUCAGAGGAGGCCUCCUAUCCAGACUCACUGGUCCCACAUCAGUCACUGGAGCUGGGCCAGGCUUUUAUAGACUCCCAGAUAUCUGACAUCGCCAUCACAAUGGCCAAUGGCAUGCAGGAAACACCAGGAAAUGAAGCAUCACACAAUAUGAUUGAAAGAUCGGACGCUCUGACUGAACCGGCUUACACCUCCAACUUCCCUCCUGCUCAAGCCAACUCCUCCUCUUUUCCCUCAGGUCCUCUUCCCGAGGCCUCCCCCUCCUUCUCCUCACUCCAUGCCCCCGACACCUCAGACAGAUCCGACCCUCAGCCCUCCAUCCCUCCCACAGACUACACCUGCCUCCACCCGUCUGCCCCCGCGCACCCUAACACCCCCUCCAUGCAACAGACAUCCUUCAUCUUCCCUACUCCCCCGCACUCCAACUCCUCCUCCCCAGAGUCCCUCCUCUCCUCGUCUUCCUCCCCCUCCUCCACCAGCUACCACCCCGUCCCAGAGACGGUCAGCCCACACACGCCCGCCUCUUUUCAAGGCCCAUUAUCCACGUGUCGCUCAAAUCUAUCAAACCAAUUACCUGAUCAAUCUCUGCCGACGCAGCCCAGCCAGCCCCUAGGUGAAACUAUCUCUGAUGGAAACGCCCCACCCAUGGCUCAGACCUCUGCAACUUUAUUUCAUCCAAAUUUCCUGCCUACAAAUCCAGACCCCGCCCCAUUUGCCCCUCAACCCUUCACCAACCAGUACCAACUCCAGCCUCUCGCCCACUCCUUACCCACUAACGGUGGCUCCACAUCGUUUGCUUUUCCCUCCGUUGCUCCACAAAUGCAAAGCUUCUCCCUUCCCAGUGUGUCUCCCAGACCUGCUGCUCUGCACCUCUCAAAUCUGAGCCACCAAGCCACCGUUCCCUCCUUAGCUGCUGCUUUCCCACACUCAUCCUUCGCCCAUUCAUCCCCCUCCCUCCCUCACCGCUCUUUCCAAACCCCGCCUUGCUUGGCUCUGUCCUCCUCCUUCCAGCAGUCCGUCAACUCUGCAGUCCCGCAUGCUCAAAAUCUCCCAAACCCUUCCAUGUCCUCCUCCACGUGCUCGUUUGCUCCAGCUGAAAUGAGCGGCAUCCCCCAGUUCAGUCCAGCGCCGUCCUAUCGUCCAGAUAUGGUACUACACCACCCGGCUCUUCUUCCUCAGCUGGAUGCAUCGCUGCCCUCGGCCACUCCUCCUCCAGCGCUUUACUCUACCUUUCCAUCGUACCCUCUCCGGCUGCAUCAGGACCCUCACUCCUCCCUCUCCAUCCCCUUCAGGCAUCUGUACAGACAACACCAGCAUGGCCACCCCCACCCCUACUUGGAUGCAAGCACAAGAACAGUCUUUUAA